AUGUUUCCAAUUAUCCCGGCGCACAUGUUGAAUGGAACACCAUCAACAUCAUUGGAAAAAAUGGCAUUGAAUCCAAGCAAUGCCAGUUAUUCGAAUGCGUUUCCAUUUUGGAACAUUUGGACGGAGGAUUUCUUACGACGAAAAUACAUUUCGACCACAACAAGUGAUUGCCUUACAAAUCAUUCGAUCGAAUCGAUGACAACAGAGCUUAAAAGUCGCGAUAGCAAACGUAUUAAAAUUGAACCAAAACCAAAUCGUGGAUCAUACGCAAUUGAAGCAAUUCCAAAAGAUUCGAAAUCAAGAUCGUUCGAUUGCAUCGAUUUAAAUGGCGAACGAGAUGCGAAAUGUAAAAGUUUUAUCAGUAUUGAUUCAUCCGGAUAUAUUACUAAUGAUCAACAUUACUCGGAGAGCGUAUGGUUGCGAAGCUUAAGUUUGGCCGAUGAUACAUACAGUCAUAACGCGCAAUUGGAAAUCACCAGUGAUCAUAGAUUGCGCGUCCGAAUCGUGAAGAAUUUAGUGAUCGACGAAGAAGUUCAAUUGUGGUUUUCCGAUGAAAUACUUGGCAUUUUGGCGGUACCAUUUUUUCUAACACCUGCCAAUAUUUUAGGAAAGAAUUGUUACAAAUGCAUCGAAUGUCAAAAAACGUACGAAAAUCCAAAUCCAUUAAAAAUGCACUUGGCCACAAAAUGUAAUCGAUACACCAUGGAUGAUUUAUGGUCUCGACUAAAUAGCAUAUUGCCAUUAAAAUCGUACACAUUAUCGCAGCCAAUAAGUCCAUUCCGUCAAUCGGCUCCAAUUCAGAAUGUUGAAAAUACAACGAAAUUUCUAUCGCAUGAUGCGGAUCGAUUGCGUCCGAGUAUACCAUUUGUGCCUUCGUCGAGUCCACAUUACCCGCCAAUAGUUAGUCAAUCAAGUAGCAGUAGUUCACUGAAUCCAUCAUUUCAAGCGUUUACAUUACAAAAUCUACAUCAAUUGUCUGCCUUUCAACCAGUUCCUAUGUCCAUAUCGCCGCCACAAAUUCAACCAUUUAUCGCAUCACAUUCAGCACACGCCUAUCAUCAUCAUAGCCAUCAUCAUCAUCAGCAUUCGCAUCCACAUUCGCAAGUGAGUCGUUCAUCAAUUCCAUCGUCCAGUACGAAUACGAUGGCAUCACAAGGUGAAAAAGUUGUUGCCGCCGCUGCAGCCCAAUUAGAGACAAUCGUCAGCAAUAUGGGAACAUCAAAACAAGGACAUAUAUGCAUUUAUUGCGGUAAAUUGUAUUCACGUAAAUAUGGCCUUAAAAUUCAUAUAAGAACACACACGGGAUUUAAACCGCUCAAAUGUAAAUAUUGCCUGCGGCCAUUCGGUGACCCAAGCAAUUUGAACAAACACAUUCGAUUGCAUGUUCAAGAAAAAUCGCUAUACAAAUGUCAUGUGUGUAGUAAAAUAUUGGUUCGACGUCGGGAUUUGUUGCGCCACAUGAAUAUAAAGCACAAUGUUACGGAAGACGACACAACCAAUGAAGGUCAUCAUCAACAGAAAUGUGUCGAUGGAGAGUGUGAGAGUGAUAAUAUGACGGUUGUAUCGUCCGCAAAUGGUUUCAAUGAAACAAACAGCAGUCGAAGUAACAGUGUAAAUAGUGUAAAUAUUAGUUCGAAUGAUGAUGAUGACGAUGAAGACGACGACGACGACGAUGAUGAGGAUGAAAAUCAUGGAACGACUGCCGACGACGAUGAUUUUGAUGUGAGCGUCGAUGUUGACUAAAAUACAGAAUCGAUUCCAAUAUUGCAUUGAAAAUAAAACAAUACCAAAGAUUUACCACCAAAGGAUUUAUUUACCAUAAAUGUACCUGUUAAGAAACUGUAUCGAAUUUCAAAUUCAGCACACAGCCAAUUGCUGCCAAAAUGUAAACUAUUUACUUUAUUCAGUUUAUGAAAAUCCAAGCCUUCAAACUAAAAAAACAAAAUA
Molecule: messenger RNA, 1947 nt
Organism: Contarinia nasturtii (swede midge)
Lineage: Eukaryota; Metazoa; Arthropoda; Insecta; Diptera; Cecidomyiidae
Gene: Prdm13
Product: MDS1 and EVI1 complex locus protein EVI1-B
Exons: 2
Coding region: 1-1743 (580 amino acids)
Biological process (GO): regulation of transcription by RNA polymerase II
Cellular component (GO): nucleus
Molecular function (GO): RNA polymerase II cis-regulatory region sequence-specific DNA binding; DNA-binding transcription activator activity, RNA polymerase II-specific
Source: RefSeq, a predicted model, not a curated record